Protomyces lactucae-debilis is the source of this 467-nucleotide messenger RNA. RefSeq lists its product as uncharacterized. The coding region runs from base 92 to 385 and encodes 97 amino acids. Lineage: Eukaryota; Fungi; Ascomycota; Taphrinomycetes; Taphrinales; Protomycetaceae. The record is from RefSeq and is a predicted model, not a curated record. The transcript has a single exon.
AAGCUCCAAUUUAGCGGCCCAGAGGUUUCAGCUUGAGAAAGCAUUGUAAUGCCAAGCCGUCAGUCUGAACGGCCCUCGCCAGUUUGGGCCAAUGCUCUUCAUUCCCAGGACUCUCGAUCGCCGCUCAACGCCAUGUCGUAACUUCACCGGCAGCGCUGUUAGCGCACUGUGCGCUUGCUUGACUUCGAAAGCACGGUGUUUCCGCUGUCCUCAAUCGCGGCGGAAAGACAAAAGUGCAAUCUGCUUGUGCCCCUUGAUUGUCCAAUACAUCUUGGCACCUCUUGUGCUAAAAAGUAUCAAAACCGAUGGCUUGUACGGCCGUGGACGUCAACACCAAACCAAACGCUCUUGUUGCAGGAAGUCGGGAGGUUCCAGCGUCUACUGAGGUACUACGCAGUUGCCUAACAGCCGAUCCUGCUUGCUGUCAUUGUCUCUUGUAUUGCUUCUGCGAUCCCGUGACGUAAGAG